Molecule: messenger RNA, 384 nt
Organism: Didymodactylos carnosus
Lineage: Eukaryota; Metazoa; Rotifera; Eurotatoria; Philodinida; Philodinidae
Source: the annotation of a GenBank genome assembly
AUGUUAGACACAGCAGCGUUAUUGCAUGAUACAGUCGAAGACACUGAUACAACAAUGGAAGAACUUGAACAAGUUUUUGGCUCUCGAAUUACAUGUAUUGUUAACGAGUUAACCGAUGACAAAUCUCUUCAGAAACACGAACGUAAACAAUUACAAAUUCAAAACGCUAAAAGUCUAAGUCACGACGCUAUAUUGGUUCGUUUAGCUGAUAAAAUUUAUAACUUAAGAGAUUUGAACCGAGUAACGCCCGCUGGCUGGUCUGAAGAACGAGUACAAGAAUAUUUUCAAUGGUCAUCAAAAAUAGCAAAGCAAAUAAUGGGUGUGAAUGAUAAACUUGAUGCUAUAGUGAAAGAUCUAUUAUCAAAAAGGAAAUGUGACAUCUGA